AUGCUGGCAUUAGCGCUGACAGCGGAGUUGGAAGGCGUGACCGACCUCGUACCUUCUGAUACAGCUGAAUCACCGUACUAUUACACUUUCAAAGUCCAGUGCACAUCAUGUCGCGAGAUUCAUGCAAACUGGGUGGGCGUCAGCCGCCAUGAGAUGAACGAACAAUCCGGGAGCCGAGGAGAAGCGAACUUUGUCUGGAAAUGCAAGAACUGCAAGAGAGAAUCAAGCGCCUCGAUCAAAGCAGCUCCAGCAAAAUAUGAGCAAAAUUCUCCCGCAAAACCAAAGAAUAUCAUAGACAUCGAUUGCCGAGGACUUGAGUUCACGGAUUUCAAGCCAGAUGGGGAGUGGGAGGCAAGGGGGAUCGAGUCUGGGACGAAGUUCACGGGUAUUGACUUGUCGGAAGGAGAGUGGUUUGACUACGAUGAGAAAGCCGGUGAGGAAGUGAGCAUUAAAGACAUCAAAUGGCAGAUACGGCGAGCUUGA
Fonsecaea multimorphosa CBS 102226 is the source of this 483-nucleotide messenger RNA. RefSeq lists its product as uncharacterized. The transcript is spliced from 5 exons. The coding region runs from base 1 to 483 and encodes 160 amino acids. NCBI's taxonomy places the organism in Eukaryota, Fungi, Ascomycota, Eurotiomycetes, Chaetothyriales, Herpotrichiellaceae. The record is from RefSeq and is a predicted model, not a curated record. Gene Ontology annotation, molecular function: zinc ion binding.